AUGAUUAAUAAACAUUGUUUAUCAACAUCAUUUGGUAUUUCCUUGUUUUUAUUGUUGAUUUUUAUUUUUUAUUUAUUUACAUGAUUCAAAAAUAUAAUAUAUUUUUAAUCAACAAUGAAGGAAACAAAAAAAAGGUCAUUGAUACAUAUCUAGGUAUACCAUUUAUUAGAAUACAAAUAUAUUACUGUUGUCUUAUUCACAUGUCAAAUAGGAAUCCUCCUCCUUUUGAACACAGCUUUGAAUAAAUGACCUGUCUAAUACCCUUCCUUACUCCUCAAGUCUAAACUUUAAACUAUUAUAACUUAUAAACAGUAAAUAUGAUAUGCAUAUCAAAAUGUCUAGAAAAAUAUUUUCUACUUAAAUUUGUGUUUAAAAGAGGGGGUCUUAUUUUAAAAUCAUAAGUAUGUAUCUAUUAAAGUUAAGGAGUAGGCGCAAAAAAUUAAAAAUGAUUUUAAAAUAAAGCCUAAAUGAUAACAUAAUGAUUAGAAAAAACAAAUCAAAUUCACUUAAAAUUCUGAAAUAAUUGCCGGUUAAUGAUAAAAAAAAGUCAUCCUGUUUACAUAUCAACAAUACAUUUCUUUCUUCUUAAUGAUCAUUUUAGUUUAAUUUGUGGAAUGUAUCAUGAGUUGGUGGUGAGAAUAUUUUGUUACCAAAGGAUUGAAUAUAAUUUUAGGACCCAUAAUGGGUAAUAGGAUUCUCCCAAUUCAAUAGCAGCAUGAGUUAAUUGCAGGGCGCAAUCUGGAUAAGUACCUUCUGGUAAAUUGCUGCAUUCUUAUCCCAAUAGGCCGGCUGUACUGGUUAAUAAAUCACUGAAGCUAUACGCAAUUACAACUUUUCAGAUCAGAUUUAUUUCCUAAACAAAACAUAUAAUUUAUUUAAAUCAAAUUAAAAUGUUGUUUAAAAUUUAAGAGAGAAAACUUAAAGUUUAAUGAGGAAUGCAUUUAUUUUUUGCUUAAUACUUCUCUGUUAAAAAAAAAAAUGCCCUAAAUUGUCUACACAUUUAUACAAAGAUUUUACAAAUGGUUGUAGUACUUUAAAUGGAACAUUUUCCUAAAUUUCAACAUUUAGGCUUUUAUUAACAUACACCCAGAAGUCAUGAUGCCUGUUGUUAAAUUAUAUGAUUUACUCUGCCAAUGGUCACACAGUUGACAUCUCUAGGUUAUACUAUCUGAUACAUGUUACGCCAGAUGUAAUUAGCGCUUAUUGGUCACAUGAACACUGUUUUGAUUUAUGUUUAUUAGAAAAAUCAUGCAUCAACUGCUGAAUUUAGGUUUUAUACAUACAAAUUAUAGUUUAAAAUGGACGUAGAACUAUUAAUUACAGAAAUAGAAAUUUAAAAUGCACCACUUAAUAAUUGUUCACUUUUUAUAGGAUGAACUCACCAUUUUUGAUUUACAUGUUGUUUUUUUUAUAUAAUACCUUUAUAGGGGAGUUUACAAAAAUUCAAAAAAGUCCAUCCAGAAAUUUAAAUCCACGAUUUUAUUUUUGAUAGAUGUAGUCACGAGUAAAUGAACACAGUAUAUCACACAUAUGUGAAAAUGUAACCUGUUGGAAAUAAACUUUAUAAACCAGUGUUUAACCAAUUUUAUCAAUUGAAUGUCUAUUGAAUAGUCAUCCUCAAAGUUCUAGGGUUGUGAACAAUUUCAUCACUCAAUAUUUAUCUAAGCCAAUAGGCGCGUCCUAUUAAUAAAUUAUAGAUCAGCANUACAAGAACAUGCAAAAUAUGUUAGUAUUACCACAACGAUAGUUGGACUUCCAUUAAAAAUGAAAAUUAUAUUGCUGUUACAUGUCAUUUUAUCGAUAAUGAAUGCGAAUUAGUCAUAUCUUCUAUUUUGUUUUAAAAAUUUUGAAUUAAAUUCUUUAGAAAAUUUGAAAAACAAUUUAUUGGCUGUUAUAGAGAAAUGGGGCUUAGAAAAUAAAAUUUCUGCAUGUACAACUCAUAAUACUUAUAAUAUUGUUAAUGCUGUUAAUUUAUGUAGAUGGAGACAUGUAGGUUGCUUUGCCCAUAGUUUGAAUUUAGCAGUACAAACAGCUCUUAAAUCAAUACUUGAAACUAAGGAAAAAGUAAGAGGGAUUGUUGGCGAUUUUAAGAGAAGUCCACAGGCAGCGGAAAACCUUAAAACCAUGCAAGGGCAAUUAGGGUUAACACCACCUUUAAUGCUCAUUCAGGAUGUCAUUACACGUUGGAACUCAAUGUAUGAAAUGUUCCAACGAAUUAACAAUCUUAAAGUUCCUUUUUCUUCGGUCUUAGUAGAGUGCAAUUAUAAUAUUUACUUGACCAAUGAAGACUGGUACAUUAUUUCUAAGUCAUGUGAGAUUUUUAAAUAUUUUAAGGAAAUUACAGUAGAAAUAAGUAGUAAAAAAUCUAUUGUAUUUAGUUAA
Messenger RNA from Cinara cedri, 2382 nucleotides. Lineage: Eukaryota; Metazoa; Arthropoda; Insecta; Hemiptera; Aphididae. The record is from the annotation of a GenBank genome assembly.